UUCUUUUUUUUUUUUUUUCCUUCGGUUUCUCACAAUUUUCCAUUCUUCGCUUUUGUUCCCGCAACUGUGGCUUUAACAAUUCAAACUGGAUUCCAACAAGCAGUACGUGUCGCGAUUACAUCGCGGCUACCGGAGGCUUAAAAAAUUAUUCAAGCGUGUGGCGAACCAGGCGCUUACCGUUUCGCCACAGCCGGCAGUAACGGUGGAGGGGCCGGUGUCCAAAAUGUCUCCACCAACAAACGAUGUGACCAAUGGUGUGGUAGCGCCACCCAACACCUUGGCGCCGCGGGUUUCGCCGACCACGAACCCGGCCCUCACCACCAUCAACCCGCCAACGCACAAACGGACUCCCAAGGACUUCAUCUUUGGCAAGGCGAUCGGCGAGGGAAGCUUCUCCACCGUUUACCUCGCCAAAGAUAUCCACACCGGGAAGGAGUACGCGAUCAAGGUGUGCGAUAAACGUCAUAUCAUCAAGGAGAAGAAAACGGAAUACGUGAAACGAGAGAAGGAGGUGUUGAACAUGCUCGCGGGCGCGAAGCAUUCGUUCGUGCGCCUGUUCUGCACCUUCCAAGACGUGGAGAGACUCUAUUUCGUCCUGUCGUACGCGAAGAACGGCGAGCUCCUGCCGUAUAUCAACAAGGUUGGCUCGUUCGACAUCGAAUGCACCAAAUUUUAUUCGGCGGAGAUUCUCCGUGCUCUCGAGUACCUUCACGGGCUCGGCAUCAUCCAUCGCGACCUCAAACCAGAGAACAUACUGCUGGACGAGAAGAUGCACGUGCUCAUUACCGACUUUGGUAGUGCGAAGAUCCUGAAAGAUCCGGAGACAUCGGUGACGACGCAUCCCGCGACCGAUGAUUCGCAGCAGCAGCAACAGCAACAGCAGCAGCAGCAACAACAACAACAGCAACAACAACAACCGUACCGAAGAGAACGUAGGGGCUCGUUCGUUGGUACCGCCCAGUAUGUGUCGCCAGAGCUCUUAACUGACAAAACGAGCAGAGCUUCCGAUCUGUGGGCCCUCGGCUGUAUAAUCUACCAGAUGGUCGCUGGUUUGCCUCCGUUCCGCUCGAGGAGCGAGUACAUGAUAUUCCAAAAGAUCCUGAAACUCGAGUACGAGAUCCCUGACGGGUUUUGCGAGCUGGCGAGGUCCCUCGUCAGUCAGCUACUGAUACUCGACCCGACGCAGAGAUUGGGCGCCCAGGACGAACACGGCGCCGGAUAUCCCAGUAUCAGGGCGCAUCCGUUCUUCGAGGCUGUCGACUUUGAGACACUCCACGAGCAGACACCACCGCCGAUCUAUCCCUAUCUACCCGGUACGUCGGAGAACGAGGAGCUCAGGUCGCAGUACAGGGUUCCCGAUCAUCUGGAACCCGGCCUCGACGACAAACAACUGACCAGGCUUCUCGGCCUGGGCAUCGGCGAGGACGACGACGACGACGACGACGAUGACGACGAUGACGAGGAUACCACCGCGGAGCGCGAGAAACCCGCGCAGACCAGUACGAUCGUGGAGAAACCGAGAAGAACGAGGACCACCGCUGACGGUAGUAACAUCGCCGAUCUAACGCCGGAAGAGAUCAGGAACCGGCUGGAGAAGCAACGUUCCUCGAACCAGUGGGACAGCUUCGUGGAGGGUAACCUGAUAUUGAAACAGGGAUUCGUCAACAAGAGGAAAGGUCUCUUUGCUAGACGAAGGAUGCUCCUGCUCACAACCGGGCCGCAUUUGUAUUACGUUGACCCUGUAAACAUGGUGCUUAAGGGCGAGAUACCCUGGAGCCCGGAGCUCAGGGUCGAGCCGAAGAGCUUUAAAAUCUUCUUCGUUCACACGCCAAACAGAACGUACUAUCUCGAAGAUCCCGAAGGAUUCGCAUUAGAGUGGUGUAGAGCGAUUGAGAACAUGCGAGUCCAUUAUUACGGCCUGCAGGAGUCCACCGCUUAAACAGAAGACUGACAAACACAGAUUGUUUCGGAUGGAAACAGAGCGAAUGAACGUUCCGCCGAUUAUGGUAACAACAAUGUCCGCGAGGUGUGAUCAUCGAUGUGUAUCAUUACCCGUUUCGUGGCCAGAGGAGGCGUUUAUAUAGAUCGUUUGUUAGCGUAUAACUCGGCGUUAGGGCAGGUACAUUCUAGAGUAAGUUAGCGUUCCAACGCACGUUCGAAGCGUUACGGACACCUUAGAACAAUUUUCUAGAUAAAAAUUCAAAAGCGUUAGCAGCAGAUUUUCCCACAGGGGAAUAGGAAAGAACAGGCAAACUGGAAAGAUAUGUAAUCGUGCAGUUACCGAUUUUUUUUCACCAGUUACGUUUUUUGCUAUCUGUUGUCCAACUUGGGGGACCUUGAAAAGGCUGCACGGCGUAUUUCUAAGCACGUGAACACACACAAAGCGAAUAGCGAAAUUUUUUUAGUCAAGGUUUUUUAGCUGUGUGUAUUCACAGUGUAAUUGUGCUGCUGCUGCUGCUGCCGCCUGUGUGACGUAACGUCCGUGAUCGAGGUCGCUUGGCAGUCCACGUUACUUUCGUCGCGGAGAAAGGAAAAUAAAGUUGUUUGCCCGUGCGAAUUUUUGUUAUUUAUAAUUCGUGACGCGUCAUCGGGAUAUCACGCUGAAAAUUUCAUCAUGUUGAAAAACUUUCGUAACGUAACUGGAGAAGAGAUGUGAGAACACAUACAUAGUAGUACCUGGUUGGAGGAAGAGAGGGCAAGAUGCAAGAACUGCAGAUUAUAACGUGAAUGGAGGCCAGGCGUACGUCGAUCACUCGCGUUUAAAGCAAUAGCAGUACGUAGCAAUUUUGUUCCAAAUAUAGCCAAAAUUAUGUAGAAAGUUGCAAACGAGUUUUUUUUUUUUUUUUUUU
Molecule: messenger RNA, 2849 nt
Organism: Heterotrigona itama
Lineage: Eukaryota; Metazoa; Arthropoda; Insecta; Hymenoptera; Apidae
Source: the annotation of a GenBank genome assembly